GCAGCCGAUUGGCUUAGUUUCUGCUCUGCCUUGUUCCGGGAACCAAUUACUCCUCCCAGUCAACAUGGGGCUGUUUUACCAUCUAUGUUUACUAAUACACACGUUAUAAGCCGGUAAACGGGAGUCAUGGAUAAUGAAAAUAACCGCCCUGGAGAAGAAGAUGUGGACAUUUUGGAGCAUCAUGUUGAUGAGGACAUGGAAAAGAUUGAAAUUACUGCUCGACGUCCAUUUCUGCGGACUCUGGCAUUGCCAGAAUUAGGGGGCAACACCCAGUCCGCACACAGGCUGCUGGCAUACAGUGAUGCUAUAUUGUCCAUCGUAGCCACGAUUAUGAUUUUGCCUAUAGCACAUACAGAGAUACGUCCAGACCAGGAGCUACAAGAAAGUCUACAUCAGCAACUUGCAAGAAAAAUUGCUGUGUACUUGAUGAGCUUUUUAAUCGUAACUGUGGCCUGGGCAGCACAUGUCAGGUUGUUUCAAGUGAUUGACCAUUUGGAUGAUACUGUUUCCCUUCUUAACUUGGCAUGCAUGAUGACCAUAACAUUUUUACCAUAUACGUUUUCCUUGAUGGCGUCUUUUCCGGAAAUGCCAUUUGGCAUUUUGUUCUUCUGUGUGUGUGUCAUUGCUAUUGGCCUUAUACAGGCAUUAAUGGUACUCUAUGGGUUCAACAAUCCAUAUCUUUUGAAUCAUCAAAUACAGAUGUCUGAGAACCAGUUGUUCUACAGAGAGCAUAUUUUAAAGAUUAUAGCUCGAGGGCCAAUUAUGUGCUUUUUCGCAGGACUACUUGCAUUUCUGUCUGUACCACUGGCCUAUACUGUACUUGUACUGGUUAUCUUUCUUCCACAUCUUCUAAAGUUAAUAAAGUGGGUGAAGGAAAGAAGUAGAGGUUCUGUGGAAGAACAACCUCGGAGUUUAGACCUCUUCAGCUUUCACCUCAAUGAACCACUUAGUAAGGAGCGAUUGGAGGGCUUUAGUGAUGGUGUCUAUGCCAUUGUGGCUACACUGCUUAUCUUGGAUAUUUGUGAAAACAGUGUUCCUGACCCCACCAAAGUCAAAGAGAAAACUAAUAAUAGCCUUCUAGAAGCUUUGUCUGAGUUCGGUCCAGCAUUCCUAGCAUAUUUUGGAUCAUUUGUGACUGUUGGUCUCCUCUGGUUUGUCCACCAUUCUCUCUUCCUGUGUGUUACCAAAUCUACCCGUCUGAUGGGACUUCUGAAUACAUUUUCCCUGGCUUUUGUUGGUGGUCUUCCUUUAGCUUAUCAGCUGACUAGUGAAUUUAAUGUUAAGUCCAGAAAUGAGCUGAAAGCCAUUCAGGUCAGCUGCUUUAUUAUUUUUUUUGCUAGCAUCUUCCAGUUUGCCAUCUGGACUGCGGCACUCUUUGAGGAGAGAGAAACUUUGCAUCCAUCUGUCAGAUAUGGUGGAAAAGAACAUGCGUUUAUGUUUGCAAAGCUUUCUCUGUAUCCAUGUGUAAGCCUUGUGACUUUCUUUUUAACUUGUUUUUUAAGCAAGUUCAGUGCAGCCUUUUUCCAUUUGAUGCAAAUUAUUGUACCCUUUGCUUUCUUGGCAUUGCGAAUACUUGUUGCUGUUACUAUGGUGAUCAUCCAGAAAAUAACAUGGCCAUCCAGGUCAGGAGAUGUAGUACUGCAAGAUGAACAAGAUGCCGAACUACCAUCACCCAGCUUAGCAGAUGACUAGCAUUUUAAAUAAAUAUUCAGACUGCAUCAAGGACCAUAUUUCUGCCUAGUCAGGCAUUCAUUAUAAGACGUGUGAUGCGUAACAUUCUGCUUUAAAUUUCAUUUAAUUUUAUCCAUCUGCUAAAUGUGAGCAGUAUUUCUUAUUGUUGCUGCCAGAGGUAAUAUUUUGUAGCUACUUUCUGCAUCAUGUUUUCAAACAGAACUGCAAUAUUAAGCCAUCUGCUCAAUAAAUAUUUAUAUUUUAUUAAA
Molecule: messenger RNA, 1940 nt
Organism: Protopterus annectens (West African lungfish)
Lineage: Eukaryota; Metazoa; Chordata; Ceratodontiformes; Protopteridae
Gene: TMEM175
Product: transmembrane protein 175
Exons: 10
Coding region: 127-1692 (521 amino acids)
Cellular component (GO): lysosome; endosome
Molecular function (GO): proton channel activity; potassium ion leak channel activity
Source: RefSeq, a predicted model, not a curated record